Anopheles funestus (African malaria mosquito) is the source of this 998-nucleotide messenger RNA. RefSeq lists its product as uncharacterized. The record is from RefSeq and is a predicted model, not a curated record. Lineage: Eukaryota; Metazoa; Arthropoda; Insecta; Diptera; Culicidae. The coding region runs from base 94 to 513 and encodes 139 amino acids. The transcript has 2 exons.
GUUACAGCGCGCGCUUCAUUUAGUUUUAAUUAUUUUUUUUUUAAAGAACGCGCACUUUUAGUAACAAAAAAAAAGAACUCAAAGAGUGUGAAAAUGUCGAGAUGUAAAAUAAACAAACCUGGCACAUCCUUCCCAACACCGACACGUCACGAAUGGUCCAAGACGUAUCUGGCACGUCCUAAGGAUAAUCUCGUUGCCCAUCGUGAUAGUCUGCUGAAGCAACCGUUCAGUCCAUCGUACGAUAGGGAUGGUGAUCCAACGAUGGACUGUUUGCUGGACUGGUCGUACGGGCGCAUUUGGCAGGUAGAAGCGCAAGACUUUCGCCACAACCGUACACUCACGGCACAGCCUAAGCCGGCGAAGAAGAAAUUUCCCACCUACCCAGAUCGCAGAGCCCAGAAAAUGCCCGAAACGCCUAACGCACGGUACACCAUGAAACGGUUCCAGAACGUACCGGCAAAGGUUGAUACGGGCCGUACCGUCCCAUUGUGUCCGUGGAGCAAUAGUUGCUAAAUUACAACGUCGUAUCGUAAGACGCACACGUUUCACACGUGUGCCCUUAAAUCAGUGUGCACCGCUGUGUGGAAAUGAACCCGAUGGAAAUCUCUCGACCGACACGUUUGCGCACCUCUCACUCACUCAAUGGUGGUGUGUUUUUUUUUGUUCGCUCACUUCAAUCGUUCUCACGUAACCGCGCUCUCCAAAAUUUUGUGCUCCCGAAAAUGUGCUCCGAUCCAUCUAGUAAACAUGUGCGUUUUUCCACCCUUCCUCCUCUCCCCCACUCCCCCACACCCUUCCAAUUAGUGUGACCGAAACAGGACACCAUUUUCAGCUGUCAAACAACAACGCGUUGUCCUUGCGAAGGCAUAUUUAGCUUAGCAGAUGGGAAAGAAAAGGAUAGCAAAGGGUGUGGGGAAAAUAAAAAUGGAAAAACACUUACAGAACGACACACUCUACUCCACCAGUGUGCUUGGUGUGUCAGUUCUUCCAGCUCGUGA